Molecule: messenger RNA, 4483 nt
Organism: Tachyglossus aculeatus (Australian echidna)
Lineage: Eukaryota; Metazoa; Chordata; Mammalia; Monotremata; Tachyglossidae
Gene: RECQL4
Product: RecQ like helicase 4
Exons: 24
Coding region: 133-4116 (1327 amino acids)
Biological process (GO): telomere maintenance; DNA replication; double-strand break repair via homologous recombination
Cellular component (GO): chromosome; cytoplasm; nucleus
Molecular function (GO): four-way junction helicase activity; zinc ion binding; nucleic acid binding
Source: RefSeq, a predicted model, not a curated record
CGCGUGCACAGCACUGUAGUAAGCGCCCUGGAGACGACCCACCCCACCAUUGGCGGGGCCAGGCGUCUCCUCAGGCUGUGAUUUGAACCCAGGACCUCGAGGACCGGUCCUUCUCCGGCCCCAUCACCCCCGAUGGAGCGGUGCCAGGAGGUGAGGGCCCUGCUCAAGGCCUGGGAAGUCGCCUUCCUGCGGGAGCACAAAAGGAAACCCAACAAGGUUGACGUGGAGGCAGCCCCGGACGAGACGAAGGAGCUUUAUCGGGAAUACCGACUGCUAAAGCGAACUCCGAAGCCAACAGCCCUCGCUGAGGCCGGCGACCCCGAACAACCGAGCCCCGCUUUGGAGCAGGAAAACAAGGCGUCGGAGCCAGGCUGCUGGGGUGCCCACCUGAACCGGAAUGCGGUUGGAAUCCCUCAGCCCGCCCCCCGGGCCGCCCCCCAGGGCUCUGCCCACUAUUUUGGAAGGAAACUCAAAGCCAACCUGAAAGCAGUUAUCCAGGAAGGAUCCCUCUCCACCCGGACUCCUCGGCUUCCACGCGGGCGGGCGCAGGAGCAGCCGAGGGCGUUUUCCGUCCACGGAUUGGGCCCGGUGACGCCUCCGGCCCCGGUAGAAAGAGCGGCCGGCCCCACUGAAGAAGAUGCCAUCAGCCUCCGGCCACCCUCCCCUCUCGGGCGGACCGAGGCCGGGCCUCCCGGCGAGGUCGGACCGAACCCCCGGCCCGGCCGGCUCCGGCAGCUGCGGCGUUCCCUAAACCGCCGGUUGAGUUCUCUCGAUCCCGGCUGGCUGGAGCGGUGUCAGAACGGGACCGGGGAGAGGAGGCUGGGGAGAGAGGCCCCCCCAAGCCCCCGAACUAGGCCUGAGGGCCCUUCCCCGCCAGGCGGGGAGACCCCCGGGUCCCGCGAUUUGGCUGAAAAGCCGCCCCGACCUGCCCCCGAGGCCCCGGGAGCCGGUCCCAUCGCUAGCGAGGCGGAGACGGUGCCACCGUGUACCGGCCCCGGGGAAGGAGAAGCGUCUUCCGUGCUCCAAGGCAGGUGUAGGCCAAGGCCUCCCGCGGCCAAGAAGAGACAGAGAGAGAGUGGAGAGGAAGAGGAGGCCGCAGCUCCAAAGCGACACAGGAAGAGUCCGGGGAGCCGGGACCGGCGAGCCUCCGACCGCAGCGGGCGGCGCGGCAAGAAGCCCGUCCAGAUGGCAGCCCCGGAGGCGGAGGAAGACCUCCUGGGAGAGGUUGCGGGGGAGAAUGCCCCCCGGCCCCUCGCCAGGGUUGGCACCCCCAGGGCAGCCCCCAAGGCGAGCGGUAAUUUCGUCCGGCUCAACAUGAAGAAGAAGCGUUACGUGAAGGGCAACGCACUGAGGGGCAACCUCCUCCGCAAGCAGGUGUGGAAGCAGAAGUGGCAGAAGAAAGGCCAGCAGUUCGGGGGAGGAGGCUCGCCCAGCGGCCGCGGAAACGACGACGCCUGCUUCCGCUGUGGGGAACGGGGACACUGGGCCGCUCGGUGCCGGCGGAGAGGACCCCCCUCGCACCAGCUGCCUGAGCAGGAGGGUUGUCUUGCCCAGGAAGAGCCCCCGUUGCCCACCCUGGAGGAGGUGGCCCAGAGGACCAGCACGGCAUAUCGCAAGAUCCCUGCGGGUGACGAGGGGACCGGGCUGACGGGGUCGGAACUGCUGGUGCCCACAGAUCGCCCGCCUUACGUCGCUCCCACCCCACCCCCGGCCAUGAAGCCGCUCUAUGGCCUGGGUCCCUCCGGGCAGGUGAAAGAAACCCCGGCCGAGGUGUUCGAAGCCCUGUCGCAGCUCGGCCACCGAAACUUCCGUCCCGGACAAGAGGCCGCCAUCAUGCGCGUCCUCUCUGGCCUCUCCACGCUGGUGGUGCUGCCCACGGGCACGGGGAAGUCCCUGUGCUACCAGCUGCCGGCCCUGCUGUAUGCCCGGCGCAGCCCCUGUGUCACUCUGGUUGUGUCUCCGCUCGUCUCACUCAUGGACGACCAGGUGUCGGGGUUACCUCCCGGGCUGAGAGCCGCCUGCGUCCACUCCAACAUGUCCAAGAAGCAGAGGGAUUUGGCCAUGGAGAAGGUGAAAGCCGGGCAGGUCGAGGUGCUGCUGCUGUCCCCCGAAGCCGUGGUCGGGGCCGGGGCGGGGGGCACCAGCUGCCUCCCCGCCGCGGCCCAGAUGCCCCCCUUGGCCUUCGCCUGCGUCGACGAGGCUCACUGCCUCUCCCGGUGGUCCCACAACUUUCGACCCUGCUACCUGAGGCUCUGCAAGGUGCUGCGUGAGCGCCUUGGGGUGCGCUGCUUCCUGGGCCUCACAGCCACAGCCACCAGGGCCACGGCCAGGGACGUGGCCCGGCACCUGGGAACCCCGCAGGGGCCGCAGGCGGGCGGGCACCUGGCCGCCGCCGCCGCCGCCGUCCCCCCAAACCUGCACCUCUCCGUUUCCACGGACAGAGACAAGGAUCAGGCCCUGGUGACUCUGCUGAAGGGAGAGAGGUUCAGGUCUCUGGCCUCCAUCAUCGUGUACUGCAACCGCCGCGAGGAGACGGUUCGCGUGGCCGCGCUGAUCCGGACCUGCUUGCAGGGGGUCCCGGGACCCCCCGAGGGUGAGGAGGCGGUGGCGGAGGCCUACCACGCCGGCCUGCCGGGGCCCGAACGCCGCCGGGUGCAGCGAGCCUUCAUGCGGGGCCGGCUGAGGGUCGUGGUGGCCACGGCGGCCUUCGGGAUGGGGCUGGACCGGCCGGACGUGCGGGCCGUGCUGCACCACGGCCUGCCCCGCAGCUUCGAGAGCUUCGUGCAGGAGAUCGGGCGGGCCGGGCGCGACGGGCAGCCCGCCCACUGCCACCUCUUCCUGCAGCCCCAGGGCGGGGACUUGAAUGAGCUCCGCAGGCACAUCUACGCCGACACUGUGGACUAUUUCACCAUCAAGAAGCUGAUCCAGAAGGUGUUUCCCCGCUGUACCUGCCCCCAGCUCCUGAAGCAGAAGAAGCAGGAAGCGUUGGACGCCGAGGUGACCGAUGGAGAGUUGCUGGCAGGGUUGGAAGCCCUGGAUCCUGCUCAGGAGAAGCUGGCGUUGCCAGGAGACAAGGGCGCGGAGGAAGAGGAGACGGAAAACCUGAGUUCCGGAGGGAAGGGACUCGAGACGGCCGACCGCAAGCCCGAGGCGUCGGGGCUCGGAGGGAUUCGGAGGGUCUGCCCCGGGCACGAGAGGGCCUUCUCUGUGCAGCUGUCGGUGGAAGACCUGGACAUGCGGGAAGAGGCCAUCGAGACGCUGCUGUGUUACCUCGAGCUGCAUCCCCGCCGAUGGUUAGAGCUGCUGCCCCCCACCUUGGCGACGUGCCACCUGCGCUGCUCCGGGGGCCCCCCUCAGCUCCGAUCCCUGGCCAGGAGCUGCCCUGCGGUGGCGGCCUGCCUGGCCCGCCAGCGGACCGGAGAACCGCUUGGUGACUCGGUGGAGUUCGACGUGGUGGAGCUGGCGGAUGCCAUGGGCUGGGACGUGGCGCCGCUGAGACGGGAGCUGCGCCGGCUUCAGUGGGGACCGACUCCUGAGAAGGGCGGCUGCGGGCGGACGGGAGUGCUGGUGGAGUUCGGGGACCUGGCUUUCCACCUGCGGGCCCCCGGGGACCUGACGGCCAGCGAGCGGGACGAGAUCUGCGACUUCCUCCACCAUCGGGUGCGGGUUCGAGAACAGGCGGCCCUGGCCCAGCUCCGCCGCAGCUUCCGGGCUUUCCAGAGUGUGGCCUUUCCGAACUGCGGCCCCUGCGCGGAACGUGUUGAUGAGGAAAGGAGCGAUCGGCUCAAGGCCCUGCUCACCCGCUACUUCGAGGACGAGGAGGAAGAGGCGACUCUGGAUCAGGCUCCGACGGAGGACGACGACCCGCACCUCGGCCAGGCCAGGCUGCAGGAUUGGGAGGACCAGAUCCGCUCGGACGUUCGCCAGUUCCUCUCCAUUCGGCCGGAAGAGAAGUUUUCGGGCCGGGCCGUUGCCCGGAUCUUCCACGGUAUAGGGAGCCCCCGUUACCCGGCUCAGGUUUACGGACGGGACCGGCGCUUUUGGAGGAAGUACCUGCACGUGGACUUCCACCAGCUCAUCCGCCUGGCCACGGAGGAGAUCCUGCGCUGGAAGUAAGCCAGGCCGGGGUUUCGGGGACGGCGAGAGCCACCGGGACGGUCGGGAGGCGGCACCCCCCGACGCCGGACGGGACCUCGGUUCCUAGGAGAAAGCAGACCGCGAACCUUCAUCGCGGGGUGCUCGCUGAGGAGCACCAGUCAAACCCGCCUCGAGCUGGGGCUCGGUGAGCGGGAAGAGAGCACCCGUGGCCCGGCCGGGACGUGGGAGGGCUCAAGGAGUUGAAAGCAAUCUCUUGGACAGGAAUCAGCUGCCUUUCCAGCCCCUGGGGUGGUUGUUUCGGAGCCGUCUGAAAUGUCCGGCCGCCCUCACACCAACACAAAGGAUGGGGUGUGCGCGUAAAAUAAAACGGAACUUUCUUUUUUCA